ACUUUUUGUUGGUUUGGUCUCCGCAUCUUCUUUCCGAAAGUUUGAUCACAGUUUAAUGAGAAUUCCUUCACACAGAGGACACAAGGAAGCAGGAAACAAAGGAAGAAAAGAAAAAAGCGUGAUGCAGAGGGGAGGAGUGUGGAGGUGUGUGCUGUGUGUUUGGAGGAGGGACUCCUUCAGUUAGAGAAGUGAGGCGUCACAAGUUCCUGGUUUCCAGUGAAGAAGAAGAGAGGCAGCAGUAAACCAUCAGAGCCUCAUCAUGAAAGUCCAUCACACUCUGAUCUGCUUCUUCUUCCUUUCUCUGCAGGAUGGAAACCCUGAAGUCACCAAUGCUCAGAUUCUUUCCUACGGAGUCAUUGGAGGAAAUGUUACAGUUCCUCUUGUUUUUCAAUCAUCAGGAACAUGGAAGAUGUUCUGCAGAGAAGAUUGUGAAGGAGAAAACAUUCUCAUUAAAACAACUGAUGUCAGAGCUCAAACAGGCAGAUACAGCAUUGAAUAUAAAAGAGAAUCAACAGUUUAUGUUUUAUCUGUGAGCAUCUCAAAGCUGACUGAGUCUGACUCUGGACAGUACAGCUGUGGUUUGGGUGGAUCUUCAUCAUCAGCUUCAUACGAACGGUUUGGAGUCUUUGUUGCUGAAGCACUGCUGGAUGGAAACGAUGAUCCUGCUCAGAUGAAACACUUCAAUAAAGAAACUGGAAGCUCUCUCACAGUCGGAUGUUCCUUUAAACAACCUGGAAACAGAAAGAUGUUCUGCAGAGGAGAAUGUGGAGGAGAGAACAUUCUUGUUGAAACCCGUAAAGUCAAAGCUCAGAGAGACAGAUACAACAUUAGAUAUGGUUCAGGAGUUCUGUAUGUGAGCAUCACACAGCUGACCAAGUCUGACUCAGGACGGUACACAUGUUACCUGAGUGGUUCAUCCAGAGAGUUUGAGGUCACUGUCACAGACUCGGUCGUCUCAACAACAGCACAAAGUUUCACCUCCAUUUCCAGAAGCUUCACACCUUCACCAGCUUCCACUGGAACCACAGAGCAGUCUGGACAGAGUCAGUCUGAGAGAACAUCUACAGGUGGUGUCAGCGGGACACAAACGUCUUCUCAAACUGCUGCAGAUGUUCUCCUGUCUGUGGGCCUGACUCUGGCUGUCACCAUCAUCAUCAUUUCAGUGGCUGUGCUGAUUUCCUGCAAGAAAAGAUCUUCUAAAGUAAAGGACCCUUUUGUUGAAAUAUUACAUACUGCGAUCACAGAUGAUGAAGACAACUCCAGGACUGUGAUGAAUGUUUCCGACAAGGCCUUCGGCUUUCUAAACAGCGCCCCCUAUAGUCACACCAAUGAAGUCAUCUACUCUGUACCUCGGGUACAUGUGAGCUCCGAUAGCAGAGAAGUCAUAAUAAUCAGAUCUCACCGUGUUGGUGUUCGUACAACAUAUUAACUUAACUUACUGUGAAGUCGUAGCUUUAACCAUGCAUACAACUCUAUUUAAAGAAAUAAAUAGAAAGUCUCUGUCAAGUGUUCUGUCUGUGAGGUGCCCACACUUGAAAAAGACCAGACUUUGAAUUUCACUCAAUUUUUGACCAGUUUCAGGUUCAUUCAGUCAGUCAGGUAGUUAGCUAGUUAGAUAGUGCUUUGUUUGCUGUCCUCUCAGUAUGUCGCACUCAGGUCAAAUGACUGCUGCAUGCAUUUUAAGGUCUACUAGGCACGCCAGCCCUUGAUUGCUCUAAUUCAGCUCACCUGGCGGAGCGGCGCGCACCAGGCCGCGCUUAGUUGUAGAUUGCACACAAGGUCUAAUUAGCGGCCACGCGCAAGCAGCAGCACAGAGCAGGUAGUGGGCAGGAGGAGGAAGAGAAGAGUAACAGCCACACCUACUAGGUCAGCGCGACAGUCUCCUCUCCUUCCAUUCACAGUAGAAAUUACAGCCUUAAUCCCAACAAUGACUGGACAUUAUUAUUAUUCUAUUAGUGCUUUUUACUCCUGAUCUGAACAUCGUGGCUCCAUCAUGUAGUGGGUUACACAUUUGGCUUGCAGGUGAUUCCAGGCAGAUAAAUCUCAGGAAGGGCAACUGGUGGAAAAAAAAAAAGUAGCUUCAGUCAGCGGCAUGAAUAGAACAGUUUAUGUACCUGAGCAGGUAACAGACGCAAAGGCUGAUGGUGAGGAAGCGUUAUAAGGAUGUGAUGUUUCUGAAAGAUGUACUCCUUCAGAGGAGAACUCUUUUCUCUUUUUUCCAGGAAGCCCACUAUGAGAACUGGACUCCAACUUGUGCAAUGUAAAGACUCAACCUACCAGAACAUGGAUCCAAUCAGCAGAGACUUGGACCAAACCUGCUCUGCACUCACAUCACAGGAGACUCUCUGGAUUUGAUCAUUUUCCAGCCUCAGGCUGAAGUUUGUUCACAGAUGCUGAAAACUGAGAAUCGAUAAACUACAUAAUCCUUUCAAAAUUACGAACACUGAAUUGCGUAAUUUCUAUCAUAAUGAAUUUGCUUCUUUAUGUAAAUUUAAUAAUGAUCAAAACCAAUCACAGCACAGA
Molecule: messenger RNA, 2523 nt
Organism: Oreochromis aureus
Lineage: Eukaryota; Metazoa; Chordata; Actinopteri; Cichliformes; Cichlidae
Product: polymeric immunoglobulin receptor-like
Exons: 8
Coding region: 260-1429 (389 amino acids)
Source: RefSeq, a predicted model, not a curated record